This is a messenger RNA of Cajanus cajan (pigeon pea), 3289 nucleotides long. Its product is annotated as RNA binding (RRM/RBD/RNP motifs) family protein. Gene Ontology annotation, molecular function: poly(A) binding. NCBI's taxonomy places the organism in Eukaryota, Viridiplantae, Streptophyta, Magnoliopsida, Fabales, Fabaceae. Gene Ontology annotation, biological process: regulation of mRNA stability. The record is from RefSeq and is a predicted model, not a curated record. Gene Ontology annotation, cellular component: cytoplasm; nucleus.
GGAGGGUACUACGGAUACACUAACCGACUCUGUAUUAGGUUCCGUUUUCCGCUAAUCCAAUCCCCUCCUCCCCUCUCUUUCUUCCCUCUAUAUAUAUAAUCUCCCGCAUUCCAUCGUUCCUUCUCCGAAGACGGAACCGCGCGGUUUUUUACAUGACUGCGCGAAACUAUUCCGUCACUUUCCCAACGAAAUCUUGAAACACUCUCCGCUUUCUCUCCCCUUCGCAUUCUCCGAUUCCUCUCCGCAGAUUUUGAUACGUUCGAGGGUGAUUUAGGGUUUCGAGAGCCUCGCGAUUUCGGUGGAAAAAGAGAGAGAGGGAGAGGGAGUCUCGUUAGGGUUUUUGUUCGCCGUGUUCGUGUUUCGGGAUUGGGGAUGGGGAGCGACGAUCGUGACGAUAAUCGGCUGAUCAAGGCCAAUUUCACCGCCGAUGGAGCGGCGAAGCUUAAGGAGUGUGUGAUGCAGAAGCUCAAGGAAUUCAUGGGAGAAUACACCGAUGACACUCUUGUGGAAUAUGUUAUUGUGUUAUUGAGGAAUGGUAAGCGCAAAGAACAAGCAAGGAAGGAUUUGUAUGUUUUUCUGCGUGACCACAGCGAUUCAUUUGUAACCUGGCUCUGGGAUCAUCUGGACAUACAUUUAGAUUCAUAUGUACAACCUGAAGCAUUGUUGGAUGAAGCUCCUAAAAGAAAGGUUAUAUCAUCAGAGGUUCAAGCUGGGGGUGAUGAUUCUCAGCUUUUGAAUUCACAGUCAGAAAAAGGAAAAUCUAGUAAGCCAUCUAGAAGUCGACAUAACAAAGAUUGGAAGGGAUUGAUGAGGUCAGAAGCUGAACCACCACCUUUAAUUCGGAGCUCCAUGGUUGACAAUGCUCAUUUGGAGGAAAAAGCCCAACCUGAAGUCAAUCAUGGUACAAGGUCCCUAUCUCCUAAGCCUCCAGUUCAGAGGAAAAGGAGCCGGGCUGAUGAACAACAGAGGACAAAGAGGGAUGUUAUCUCACAAGUAAAUAUUGCUGCUCCACGACGGCUGCUUCAAUUCGCUGUGCGAGAUGCAGUAGCUACAUCGAGGACAUCCAAUUUAGGCAUGUCAGUGGAGCCUUCUCUUAAACGUCUUCGUUCUGUAGUUUCUACGUCUGCUGGUGAUUCAUCUUUGGUUGAACGUCCACAGAGGACACAGCUUGCUUCCAGGGUGGCAAAUCCAAUGGCUACAGUGAUUAAGGCCGUAGCAGAAGCUGCUGAAGAUGUGGUAAAAUCCAAGCCCUCUGGAAGUGUUUUUGAUAGACUUGGUCGUGGAAUGGAUACAUCAGAAGAUAACAGGCAACUUGAAGAUAGUUACCAAAAUGAGGAGCAAAACCAUUUAUUUUAUCCUCAAAGGACUGACUACAAUGGGCAGUAUGCUGCAAAUACGACUAUGAUGGGAGAUGAAACUGGUUAUCCUUCUGAUUCUAUUUCAGAUAAUGAAGAGUUAGAUGAUAUUAAUGUCAUGGAUUGUAGGGUGUCUGGAGCUCCUCAGAUCAGUCCCUCUGUUGGAAACAGGGGCAAUGAUUUACUGAUGUAUAGUAUAGCAAAAAAUGUUGAUGAUAGUUUGCACCUAAAACGUAAUCGAGAACAGGAGCAACUUACUGCUUCACCCAGCUCAUCUCACAAGAUAGUGAAUUUUUCUGUUAAUAUAAAUACAUGGAAGCCACCACAACAUCAGGAACCAAGAGAGGUUGCAGAGUUAGAUGGUAAUAAAAACUUUUACAAUGUAAGAGAUACAAGAUCUAACAUGCGGCUGGUGAAGGAGAAUGCCAACACUCUAAAAGUUAGUAAUGGGAAUGCAAACCCUGCUCUUGAAGUUCAGAAGGAGUCUAGCAAGGCACACUUAAUUGCUUCUGGUUCUAAUGCUGCUGGUCGUCCUUUAGAAGAUGUAGAUUCAAGAACCAUUUUUGUUAGCAAUGUUCAUUUUGCUGCCACCAAAGAUGGCCUAUCUCGUCAUUUUAAUAGAUUUGGGGAAGUUUUGAAAGUGAUUAUAGUUACUGAUGCAGCAACAGGGCAGCCAAAAGGGGCAGCUUAUGUUGAGUUCAUGCGAAAAGAAGCAGCAGAUAAUGCAUUAUCUCUAGAUGGCACAUCUUUCAUGUCACGAAUUCUCAAGGUUGUUAAGAAAAGUGCUGCACAUCAAGAAUCAGUUCCAGCUAUGGCACGGCCACGCAUUGUUAGGGGUUCUCCAUUCCCUUCUGCUAGGUAUUCCAGACUUCCCUUUCCAAGAGGUAUUCCUGGUGCGUUUAGACCUCGACCCCCAAUUAAACUGGGUGCCAGGAGCUUGCAAUGGAAGCGGGAUGCUCAGGGAUCUGACAGUAGUCCAUCUGUGAAUACUGGUAGUGUUGCUGCUCCUGGCCCUCGUGGAUUUACCUAUGUCAGAACAGAAUCUAAGCCAGAAGGCAGCUUGGGUACAACAUAGUUUAUUUCUUAAGAUGGUGUUAGACUACGGUUGCAUCAGUGCUUUCAAUUCUGAUGGGAUAAAAAUUGGUAAAAAAAUUAUUAAUGUAAGGAGAUGCCUGGCCUAAAUUUUGGAAUUUUCAUAUGUACAUGGAGGAUAUUUUAAUAUCUAGGUGUCUAUGUAGAUGUAGGUGGUAGAUGACGUUUAAUAAUGCUUAUUUUUUGUCAUCGGUUGAAGCUACAGACGGGAGGACAUUGAUUUUAUUGGGGUGAAGAUGAGAAGAAUGUAAUGGAAAUAUCUGGGAAUUAUCCAUAAAUUGGAGUGUUUGGGUAGGGUGGACCCUGUUGUGGUCUUGGUUACACGGAUAGCAUGUUUCUCUGCAUCUUUUUGGUCUAAAGUGUUACCGUUGAAAGAUUAUUAAAUAAUGGUAAAGGAGAAAUGCUGAGUUUCAUUAGACUGCGUUAUUACCUCAAAUGUUCAAAAUUCAGAUAGUUAAAUGUUUCAUUCUUUCUGUAAUUUUACAGUUUAUGAUGAUACUUAUUCUUUGUAGGACCUUCAUCUAUGUUUUAGGGAAAUCCUUAGGUUACAUGCUGUAUGAUACUACUAGCAACACACAAUGCAAUUGUCAAAGAUCGACAUUCAUUGCUUUAGAUUUUAAACAUAUACAUCCUUGCCCUCCAUGCUGUCAUCUCCACCAUUGGAUGAUCCGUCAAUGGCAAAUUAGAUAUGGUAUCUGUUGCAUAACCUAUAGGAAGUAGGAACCAUCCUUGCUUUACCUUCGUACGGUUUCUCUUCCUACUCUGUUGGUUUUUGGGCCCAAGGCCAUCCUUAGUGUAAAAAAUGAGAAAACAUUUAACUAUGCCUUGUACUGUUGAAUUCA